Brassicogethes aeneus is the source of this 2848-nucleotide messenger RNA. The record is from the annotation of a GenBank genome assembly. NCBI's taxonomy places the organism in Eukaryota, Metazoa, Arthropoda, Insecta, Coleoptera, Nitidulidae.
AAAGUGUCAAAAGUUUAAAAAUACCGUAAAAAUUACCAUUAUUCGCCAAACAAUCAUGUAAAUAGCACGUACUGGCACUAAGAAAGUAUAAUUUAAGUGUUUCUGUGUUUAAAUGGAUAGAGGACGGUUCUCGUUAUUGCAAUUGGAUCCGGGGGAAAUUUAUUUCGAAGAUUUCAGUGUAAUUUUUAUACCUUCCGAUACGACCCCAAAGACUUAUGAUUGCAAAAAACAGGAUGGCAGACUUAAGAUGUGCUCGAAGUCAUUAUUAUUUGAUCCCAAGGAUAUUAACAAACCCAUUAUUAAAAUACCACUUAAGGACUGUGUAAUCAUAGAACAAUGGAAAGGGAGCGCAAAAUUUUUAAAAAGCAACAAUGUUCUAAGUGUGAACACCAGGGAAUACAUUGAAAUGUUGGAAGGGAAUGUUGUGGCUCCCUAUAAGUUUAAAGAGUCUGCGAAUUUUUUGUUUUUGUUGAAUUACGCGAAUAUUAUGAAUUGUUUGCCGCAAAUUUGUCAGCUGCAUAGGGCCAGCACUUUACCAGCAGCUGAACAAGCAGAUAUGAUAGCCGCUAUUGUACAUUCCAGACAGGCGAGAGUGAAUUUUGACCCUUUGUGGUUAGAUUUAUAUGAAAAAGUAAUUUUUGAGGCACAAGCCGACAAGGUGCAACCUUUAGUGGUUAACCCAGGGAGAAUUGUUUUGUCCACCUCUAGAUUGUUUUUUCAGACUUACAAUAAUGUAGAAACGCAUCCAGUAAUUAAAAUAGACUUGGCCAGUAUUAAAAGGAUUGUAAAAAGAAGAUUUCUACUGAGGCAUAUUGGUCUUGAAAUAUAUUGCAAUGACAACAGCACAAAUCCCCACAUAUACCUCUCCUAUAGAAAUCGACAGGAUAGGGAUAAUUUUUAUGAGAAAAUUUUUGAACAGCCCGAGCUGAAAAUCAAUGAAAUUGGUCAGGAUGUUAUGACUCUUCAGUGGCAAAACGGUAUCAUAUCGAAUUACGAAUAUUUGGAGUACAUUAAUAGCUUAGGAGACCGAACAGUCAACGACUUAACCCAAUAUCCAGUAUUUCCUUGGAUAAUAUCCAAUUACACAUCGGAUGAAUUGGACUUAGAAGAUCCGAGUAACUAUCGGGAUCUUUCAAAACCGAUUGGGGCUUUAUGCGAGGAGCGCCUCAAGCGCCUAUUGGAGCGCUACAACGAAAUGCCGCCUCCCAAGUUUAUAUACGGAUCUCACUACUCCACCCCCGGCUUCGUUUUGUACUAUUUGGCAAGGUUGUAUCCACACUACGUCCUAUGCUUGCAGAGCGGUAGAUUCGAUCAUCCGGACCGGAUGUUUAACUCUUUGGCGGAUGCGUACAAGAAUUGCAACACGAACAUGUCGGAUUUUAAAGAGUUGAUACCGCAGUUCUACGACGUCACGCAAGAGGGCAGGUUUUUGGUGAAUAACAUGGGUAUUAAUUUCGGGUAUAGGCACAAUAGCGCGAAGGUUUCCCACGUUAAACUACCGCAGUGGGCCAAUAGUCCCAGGCAUUUCGUUGAGGUACUCAGAGAUGCUUUGGAGAGUGAUGUAGCCUCGAAAAAUUUACACCUUUGGAUAGAUCUCAUUUUUGGAUACAAACAGAAAGGGGAGGAAGCCUUAAAAGCCCACAAUCUGUUCUAUUAUUUAUGCUAUGAAGGAAACGUGGACUUGGAGUCUAUAACAGACUUAAACCAAAGACACGCUCUCGAAGUGCAAAUAAUGGAAUUCGGGCAAAUCCCAAAACAAGUUUUCAAGGUACCUCAUCCUCAAAGAAAAGUAGGAAUACCUCUAAACAAAGAGCCAUACCAAAUAGAAAAAACAUCUGCCUUCAGCGACAACUGGAAAACCAUGUCGAAUUUAGAACUGGUUACCAGUUUUAACUCGCAUAAGGGAGCCGUUAAUUUUUUGUUUAUAAAUGAGGAUGGAACAAGAAUUACGUCUGUUGGUCAUGAUUCAAAGUUGAAGGUAUUUUCGCUACCUCAAAAUAAACAGACCAGAUCCGCUAAUAUUGGAAAUAUGCCUUUGAGUAGCUGUAUACAGCUUCCAAAUGUCAACGUGCUUGUGAUAGGCAGCUGGGACAAUCAAAUUGUUUUGUAUGAUAUGGACUAUGGAAAAGUGACGGAAACAGUUUUGGCUCACGAAGACGCCAUUACGUGUAUGUCGUUUGGGUUUAAGUGUAACUUGUUGGUAUCUGGAAGUGGAGAUUGCACGGUGAAAAUUUGGAAAGGCUUGAAUACCAAUGGCAUCAUAAAGCCCAUACAAUGCCUUCAAAAACAAAUCGACCAUAAUUCCCAUGUGAACUGCCUAACCUUUAAUUUCGAAAAUACGUACUUAGCCGUGGGCACGGAUGACGGCGAAAUCUACAUCUGGAACACCGAAGACUUCGCUUUGUUCAAAAAAUACCAAGUCCUCGAGUCUUCCAUAAAAGCGAUCAGCUAUAGCCCCGACGGCCUGAAGUUGGCCUUGGGUGGUACCGAUAAGGUUUUUAAAAUUAUCGAUGUUACCUCUGGUUUGUCGGUGUGCACGAAAACUUUGAAGUCUCCGAUCACGAGUUUGAAAUGGAUGGAUUAUUUGGUGGUGCUUGGAUGCGAAGAUGGCGUUGUGUAUGUUUGGGAUAUUUUCGAGGUUAAGUUGCUGUUUGAGAUUCAAGCGCAUGAAGGUUUUGUAAAGACUGUAGACAUAUCAUUCGAUCGAAGUUUCAUUGUGACUGGUAGUCAGGACCGUUCAAUCAAAGUGUGGAAACCACAAUAAAAAAUUUUAAAGUGAAAGUUUAUAAUUGUUGUAUUUUAUACUUAAAUACCGUUGUUUUAUAUUGUGAUAUAUUUUUAUUAAAAG